AUGUCUAUGAAGCUUUCAAGAGGAUACACCUUUUGGUUUGUUUCCGAAAGAGUUGAAAAUAAAGAUAAUUAUGUUAGUUAGCUUAAAAAAAUUGGAUCAUUUAGUGAUGUUGAUGAUUUUUGGAAAUAUUAUUAGCAUAUGGCAAGACCUGAUAAAUUACCAGAAGGUACUACUUUUUAUUGUUUUACCGAAGGAGUUAUGCCAAUGUGGGAAGACGCUGCAAAUGUUGGUGGAGGAAGAUUCUAAAUGAGAGUUAAAAUUAAAUAUUCUAACAGAUUUUGGGAAGAUUUACUUUUAGGAUUAAUUGGAAAUCAAUGCGAAUUCAAUAGCUACAUCAAUGGUAUUUCUCUUCAAGCAAAAGAUCCUUAGCACAUUGUUAUUUAAAUUUGGGUGAAAGAUAGAAAUAAAAACGAAUCUAUUGACACAGGUAUUAAAAACUUCAUAAUGAGUAUUUAUCAGUUGAAUGAAGAUUCAUCUAUCGAGUACAGAGAUUUUGCCAAGCAAAAAAAGUGA
Tetrahymena thermophila SB210 is the source of this 513-nucleotide messenger RNA. RefSeq names its product eukaryotic translation initiation factor 4E. The record is from RefSeq and is a predicted model, not a curated record. The transcript has a single exon. Gene Ontology annotation, cellular component: eukaryotic translation initiation factor 4F complex. NCBI's taxonomy places the organism in Eukaryota, Ciliophora, Oligohymenophorea, Hymenostomatida, Tetrahymenidae. Gene Ontology annotation, biological process: translational initiation. Gene Ontology annotation, molecular function: translation initiation factor activity; RNA 7-methylguanosine cap binding.